Messenger RNA from Malania oleifera, 1704 nucleotides. RefSeq names its product KH domain-containing protein At3g08620-like. Gene Ontology annotation, cellular component: nucleus. Gene Ontology annotation, biological process: regulation of mRNA splicing, via spliceosome. Gene Ontology annotation, molecular function: mRNA binding. The record is from RefSeq and is a predicted model, not a curated record. Bases 347 to 1315 code for a protein of 322 amino acids. NCBI's taxonomy places the organism in Eukaryota, Viridiplantae, Streptophyta, Magnoliopsida, Santalales, Ximeniaceae. The transcript has 7 exons.
CUCCUCCAAUCACAGAAAUUUCCCUUCCCUUAUUAAUUUCUCAAAUCGCACAAUAAUAUUAACCAUAAUUUAUUAAUAAUUAUUUUAACUUUCUAGUAGAUUUAAGAUUUCUACUUAAACCAUUUCUUAAUUACAGUGAUUAUAUUUUUCUUCUUUUUUCUAAAUUUCCUAUGCUUAAAUGGAAUUUCAUUUUUCGCUUGAGUCACGGUGAGGAACAGUGCACAAAUUAUUUUUUAUAAGAAUUUAAAAAAAGAAGGAAAAAGAAAAGAAAAAGAAAAGAAAAGAAAAGGGUUGGGCUACCUUUCUGCAAUUUUCAGAGACCUUUCAACCUUUAGGUUGUUGUUGUAUGCAAGCCCUUUUUCGUUGGGGGCUGUGUGUGUGUGUGUGCGCCUCUCUUUUCUUUUGCUUCCUCUGCUAUACUAAAACCCUUUUCCAUAUCCCAUUCAUUUGUUGUCGAGAAAAAGCCAUGUCAGGUUUGUAUAAUCCCAACUUCUCAUCAGCAGCUAGAGCCGUCUCUCCCAGGAUUAGAAGCGCUCCAGAUGUUGACAGUCAGUACUUGUCGGAAUUGUUACAAGAGCAUCAGAAGCUGGGACCCUUCAUGCAGGUUCUUCCGAUAUGCAGCCGACUGUUGAAUCAAGAGAUUUUACGGGUUUCUGGGAUGUUGUCCAACCAAGGCUUUGGUGAUUUUGAUAGACUGCAGCACAGAAGCCCCAGUCCCAUGGCUUCUUCAAACCUCAUGUCAAAUGUUGCUGGAACAGGGUUCAGCAGCUGGAAUGGCCGUCACCAGGAGAGAUCGAGUGGAUCGCAUGGAAUGACAAUGGACUGGCAAGGUGCCCCUGCAAGUCCCAGCUCAUAUACUGUGAAGAGGAUUUUGCGCUUAGAAAUUCCUGUAGAUACUUAUCCAAAUUUCAAUUUUGUCGGGCGACUUCUGGGCCCUAGAGGCAAUUCCCUGAAACGUGUGGAAGCUUCUACAGGCUGUCGUGUAUACAUUAGAGGAAAAGGGUCAAUAAAAGACCCAGACAAGGAAGAGAAGCUAAGGGGAAGACCAGGCUAUGAGCACCUGAAUGAGCCACUUCACAUCUUGAUUGAGGCUGAUUUACCUGCCAAUGUUGUUGACUUAAGGCUGAGACAAGCGCAAGAAAUUAUUGAAGAAUUGCUCAAACCUGUGGAUGAGUCACAGGAUUAUGUUAAGAGACAACAGUUGCGCGAACUAGCUUUGCUAAAUUCAAAUUUCCGAGAAGAGAGUCCCGGGCCAAGUGGUAGUGUUUCUCCUUUUAAUUCUAGUGGAAUGAAACGUGCAAAAACGGGACGUUAAGAACCUGUAAUCCAUAUUCAUCCAUCUGAAAAGGUUUCUGCAGGUAUUCAUACCUGAAUUUACCUUUACACAGCUCAAUUCAAUGCAGCUACAAUUCAGUGCACCUCAGAAGAGUAGGCUAACAGUUUUUGCUGGUGAGCUUCUGGUGUUUUUCUUCCUUCUUAUUUUUGUCUUGUUUUGUUCCCUUUUUCUAAUGACAGAAAACCGAAAAAAAAAAAGAGGGAAAAAGAAAAAAAAAAAAAACUGAAAAAGGUAUUCUAUAGUUGUCUCGAGUUUAGCUUGUUGAUGCGGGUUUCUUCUUCUUGUAGACUUCGAUACAUUCAUUGGAUUUAUUCUUGUGUUAGUAAUUUCCAAGGGUGUGGAAUACAUAUAUUAUAUUGAUGGUGCAA